ACUUACGACAUCAGUUAAAACAAGGCAUGUCUGCACUCUUUUAGCCUUUCCGGUCCAUCGGGUUCUCGACCGAUUUUUCUCCGAGACGAACAACGCCGGAUCCCGGUUGGCAGAGCGUGCAGAGGCAGGAGGGACCCGAGCCAAUCGUGGCAGAAAGAGAAAGCGGUACAAGUAAGGCAGGCAAAGUCUCCGGGGCGAACGGCAGCGCUACCUCGGUCCUGACAGACGUCGGGGCUCUUCCCGCGAAGCUCGAUUUCCCCGGGGCGCCGGCCGCGCGCCCUCCUUCCCGGGAGCUCCGCCACCGGCCGCGCCGAGAGGCCCUCUGACCUCCGCCGGAGGCCCGCUCGCUGAUCCCGCCCCGACGGCCAGCGUCCGCGCCUUGGAUUGGCCAGUUCAAGGAUCCCUCAGUCGAGCGCGCCCAAUGGCAGCUCGGCCGGGGCCUGGAGACCCCGCCCCGUGCCCCCGCGCCGGGGAGCGGACGAGAGUAAAUACAAGAGGAGCGCAAGAUGGCGGCCCCGCCGAACCCCGCUCCGGGCGCCGCGGCCGCGCUCUCGGACAGGGAGGCGUUCGGCAAGCUGCAGCCGGCCUCGCGGGAGCCUCCGGGGGCGGCGUCCGCCAAGAAGGUCCGGACCGAGGAGCGGAAGGCGCCGCGGAGAGUGAACGGCGACGGCGGUGGCAGCGGCGGGAGGCAGCCUAAAGACAAAAUUAAAGAGAACGACAAAGAAAAAGAGAGAGAAAAAAAGAAACACAAAGUAAUGAGUGAGAUCAAGAAGGAAAAUGGAGAUGUAAAGAUUCUGCUGAAAAGUGGGAAGGAGAAACCAAAAACAAAUAUAGAAGACUUACAAAUUAAGAAAGUAAAGAAGAAAAAGAAAAAGAAACACAAAGAGAAUGAAAAGCGGAAGCGUCCAAAAAUGUAUAGCAAGUCUAUUCAGACCAUCUGUGCAGGAUUGCUGUCUGAGGCUGAGGAUCAAGAAGCCAAAGGCGUCUUAAAUGAUCACAUAAAGGAUUACAUUGGAAAACAUUUAAACGCCAAGAACUGUGACUCUAAGGUUUCUGGUAACAGUGAAUCUCCGUUUGUCUCGUUGAAGGAACCGCGCGUUCAGCAUAACCUGAAGAGGUUGGACACGCUGGAGUUCAAGCGGCUCGUUCAUAUCGAGCACCAGCCUAACGGAGGGGCGUCUGUGGUCCAUGCCUACAGUAAUGAGCUCUCCUGCCUGUCUCCUGUGGAGAUGCAGAGAUUUGCAGAAGAAUUUGUGGGGUUAGUGUUCAGUGAAAAUGAAAGUUCUGCAGCUUUCUAUGUCAUGGGUAUUGUUCAUGGGGCAGCUACUUACUUACCCGACUUUUUAGACUACUUUUCAUAUAAUUUUCCCAAUUCACCAGUGAAAAUGGAGAUAUUGGGAAAGAAAGACAUAGAGACGACGACUAUGUCCAAUUUUCAUGCUCAGGUAAAAAGAACAUAUUCUCAUGGUACUUACAGAGCUGGCCCCAUGCGACAGAUUAGCUUGGUGGGAGCCGUUGAUGAAGAAGUGGGAGAUUUCUUCCCUGAGUUCCUUGACAUGUUGGAGGAGUCACCGUUCUUAAAAUGUACGUUGCCGUGGGGAACACUCUCUAGUCUAAAGCUAGAGAGUCGGAAAGAUAGUGAUGAUGGCCCCAUCAUGUGGGUGCGUCCGGGAGAGCAGAUGAUCCCUGUGGCGGACAUGCCAAAGUCGCCCUUCAAGAGGAAAAGGACUACCAAUGAAAUCAAAAACCUUCAGUAUCUACCUCGAACCAGCGAGCCUCGGGAGAUGCUGUUUGAAGACAGGACGAGGGCCCACGCUGACCACAUAGGCCAAGGCUUUGAGAGACAGACCACAGCUGCCGUGGGGGUGCUGAAGGCUGUGCACUGUGGACAGCGACCUGACCAGCCCCGAAUAACCAAAGAUGUGAUUUGUUUCCAUGCAGAAGAUUUCUUAGAAGUGGUUCAACGAAUGCAGUUAGAUUUACACGAACCUCCACUGUCCCAGUGUGUUCAGUGGGUUGAUGAUGCAAAACUUAAUCAGCUGCGGAGAGAAGGCAUUCGCUAUGCCAGGAUUCAGCUGUACGACAAUGACAUUUACUUCAUUCCGAGGAAUGUUGUUCAUCAGUUCAAGACAGUCUCUGCUGUGUGCAGUUUGGCGUGGCAUGUUCGACUUAAGUUAUAUCACGCAGAGGAGGACACUUGUCACAGUGCAGUCACUCACGAAACAUACAUGUCAUCAGGUCCUAAGUCAUCCGUUCUCGAACCUCACACCGGCAACAUCCCUUGUGCUGUGAACCAAACCUCAUCAGACUCUGUGUUUUCAGACAAACUUCCUUCUAAGUAUGAAUCACAACAGAUUAAACAUGAACCUAUUGCACCUGCAAGAACCAAGGAAGACCCUUUGAGAGUGACUGUAGCUGAAAAGACUAGAACCCCGAAUAGCACAGAAGGCAAGACUGUUAAGACGAAGUUGGAUCAUGUUCAGUUUUCAGGUUUUCAGAUGGACGUGGAUUCUAAGUUUGAAGACAGUAACAAAGACUUCAGGGAAGAACUGUGUCCUGGAAGUCUCACUGAUAUAGUUGAUACACGGCAACAGAGUUCUGUGCACUCAAAUCAAGACAAGAAGGAUGAUGGCAAUUUGUGCUAAAUUUGUACAUUGUGUUUAAAAUUCCUUUUUAAAGAUAAUUUGUAAUAACGAUUCAUGAAAUCUGAAAGCGAGCCUAGGAAUUGCUCUCGUUGGUUACAACGUAGUUUAAGUAGCUUCGUAACAUUCCGCAGUGCCUGUCCGUGACUGAAUCCGCGCACCAGGGCCCGCCGCACUGUCACCAUUGCCGGUCACAUCAAAGGAGUCUGAGUUUUAGGUUCAGGAUGGAGCUGACAAAAAUCACAUAAAUAUAUUUUUUGUAACAUGAGCCAGAAUUCUUUUUUGACAAUUUAAGGUUUUCCAUAGAGCUUAUUUAUAUCGACUUUUCCUUUCCUGUCAAGUGUGUCAGCACUGUAUGUACAUAGCUUUCAAAAGUCUUUAGUACGAUCCAUAUUGAAAUGUGAGCCACCUAAUAAAGGUUCAUAACGAUGAAUGCUUUCUGUUGAGUUUGCAGAAACAACCUGA
Molecule: messenger RNA, 3107 nt
Organism: Microtus ochrogaster (prairie vole)
Lineage: Eukaryota; Metazoa; Chordata; Mammalia; Rodentia; Cricetidae
Gene: Rsbn1l
Product: round spermatid basic protein 1 like
Exons: 8
Coding region: 507-2645 (712 amino acids)
Cellular component (GO): nucleus
Source: RefSeq, a predicted model, not a curated record